CCCAAGACAAUGCGCGAUAAACUUAGAAGUAGACAAUAAUAUCUGACAAAAGCAGUUGAAUGGGAGCCGAAAGCUAAGUAUGCAGAUUUGUCAGUUUAGAUGAAUUUCAUGGUCAAAACAAAAUUACCUACUAAUGUGAAGAGAAAAGAAAAGCCAGUGAAAAAAGCCUAAUGGGUAGCUGCUUGGAAAGCUGGCUUCUCCUUGCCUAUAAAUUGUGGUGAUCUUCUAUUAUUUUUUCACACACAACUUGCCUGCAGUGCUGCAUUUUCAUUGCACAUCUUUGAACUUGUUUUGUUGUCUAAGUUUUAUAUAGGAAAUCAUGGCUGCUAUUACUGCUGAUGCUGCUGCUGUUCCAGUGAUAGAUAUGAAGAAGUUGAAUGGAGAAGAUAGAAAUAUUGCCAUGGUUGAGAUUGACCGUGCGUGCCAACAGUGGGGAUUUUUUCAGCUUCUGAACCAUGGUAUUCCACACAGUCUUUUAGAUAAAGUGCAGGAAAUUUUCAAGGAAUAUUACAAGAACUCCAUGGAUGCCCAGUUUCAAAAAUCUGCUUCUGUCCAGAUGCUGAAUAAAGCUUUGUCUGAACAAGAUUGCAGUAAAAUAGAGGCUGACUGGGAAGCAGGAUUCUUUCUCCAGCAUUCCUCACAUCAACCUGCUAUUGCUGCUCCUGCUUUGCCUGCUGACUUGAAGUUAAUCAUGGAUGAAUUUGCAGAAGAAAUGAGUAGAUUGGCAGAUAGAAUGUUAGGCAUAAUGGAUGAGAAUCUGGGACUUGAGAAAGGCUAUCUGAAAAAAGCUUUAUCAGGAAAAGAUAGCCCUUUCUUUGGCACAAAAAUGUGUCACUACCCUCCAUGCCCAAGGCCAGACAUCAUAGAUGGCCUCCGAUCUCACACAGAUGCUGGUGGAAUCAUUUUGCUAUUACAAGAUGAUAAAGUAGAUGGUCUUCAAGUUCUCAAGGAUGGAACCUGGUUUGAUGUCCAACCAAUGAGCCAUGCAAUUGUUAUUGACAUUGGAGAUCAGUUGGAAGUUAUUACAAAUGGGAAAUACAAAAGCAUGUGGCAUCGAGUACUUGCUAAAACAGAUGGAAACAGAAUGUCAGUGGCAUCAUUUUAUAACCCUUCAAGCUCUGCAAAAGUAUAUCCAGCUCCUAGCCUCGUUACAGAUAUACCCAAUGCUGAGAAUUAUCCGGAGUUUAUAUCAGCAGAUUAUAUGAGAAUAUAUGGAGAACAAAAGUUCCUUGCCAAGGAACCCAGAAUUGAAGCCAUGAGAGCCAUCUUGCCAGCCUAUUGAGGGCUUAAUUGACUACUAUAGUGUUGAGGAGGUGGAGACUUUUAAAGAAUGUUCAGAUUGUUGGUUUAUACCAGAUCUUCAAAAAUAGACAUAUCCUUGCACCUUACUAUUUAAAUAAAGUAUUACAUUUGGUGCACGGUUUCAAUGUAUUAGAGGCAUUGUAACUAGUUAGUUUGUGAGAGACGUGUUUGUGUUUGUAUAUUUCUUUAUAUAGAAAAUAAAGGGUGAUAAAGAUUAGAAGAUUUGUUCUA
This is a messenger RNA of Cryptomeria japonica (Japanese cedar), 1533 nucleotides long. Its product is annotated as 1-aminocyclopropane-1-carboxylate oxidase-like. Bases 320 to 1282 code for a protein of 320 amino acids. The transcript is spliced from 4 exons. Lineage: Eukaryota; Viridiplantae; Streptophyta; Pinopsida; Cupressales; Cupressaceae. The record is from RefSeq and is a predicted model, not a curated record.